Molecule: messenger RNA, 1048 nt
Organism: Camelina sativa (false flax)
Lineage: Eukaryota; Viridiplantae; Streptophyta; Magnoliopsida; Brassicales; Brassicaceae
Source: RefSeq, a predicted model, not a curated record
CCUCUCGGCCACUCCCAAAAAUGGCUAACCAGCUCUUCUUCACCAAUCCAUGGCUUCUUACAACCACUCUUGGCUCUCUUCUCCAUUAGCCGAUACUCCCUCUUUCUUCUUGUCUCCAUCUCCAAAACCAAAAUCCUUGAAACUCUCACUUUUCCGAACUCGGAGCAACUCGUCCUCGCCGGAACGCUCGUCGGAGGUUGAGGUCGACGUCGAUCCCGUGAAGCUAGCUUUGAAGAAAGCCGAAGCUUAUAAGAAAUCGAAAUCAGAGGUAGAAGAAGAGCGAGACAAAAAUGCUGGUGAUGAGGAAUUGCCACUCUCGGUUAAGGCUGCUAUGCAAAAAGCCAAUGAUUAUAAGAAAAGGAAAGAGCUUGGAACUGAUUUUGUCGAGGAACCUAAACCCAGUAGUACAGAGCAAAGUCUUGUUAGAUCAUCAAAUAAGGUUGUUGAAGAUAAUGAUGUCAAGAAGAAAGAGUUGAAAGUGUCCAGCAUUGAUUUCAUGGGGCUUGGGUUUGCUGAUAAGAGAAGCACAAGAGGGCUUCCAGCGGGACUUGUUCCUGUUGUAGACUAUCUUCCUGAAGGAGACUUACCUGAGGUGGAGUUUAUUGUUGGUGAUAAAACGAGAUUUGCGGAGAAAGAAAAGGAUGUCAAGCAAGAAGGAGAUGGAAACUCUGAUGUUUAUAAGCCCAAAGUUUCAACGUGGGGAGUUUUCCCAAGACCUAGCAACAUCUCCAAGACGUUUGGUGGUGGAAGGACUCUUCAACCGGGGGAUUCAGUUGAAACUGCUGAAGAGAGGAUUGCGAGAGAAGCACAGACAAAAAAAAUGCUCGCUGCCUACAAGAAAUCAAUCGGACUGAAUAUUGAUACCAAACUCAAACUUGAGUGUGAGAAGGCAAUAGAAAAGGGGAACUCGCUUAUGGAUUCUGGGAAACUCAAGGAAGCUUUGCCAUACUAUGAAAAGGUCAUGGAGAAAAUAGUUUUUAAGAGUGAGCUUCAUGGACAAGCGCCUUUGCAGUGGUCUAUCUGUCAGGAUUCACUUCGAAAUCCCUAA